UUUAAUUGACUUUCAUGCUACAAUUGAAACGUUUGUCUUUGUUCACAGCAUUUCAGCGGGGAGCGGGGAGGAAGAGCGUGGUUCUCGGAUCAGAUGCAGGUUCAACAGGUCCGAAAGAAGUCCCAACUGAACCGUCACCGCCUGUUCAAGCAGGGGGCACUAUUGCUGGUGGUGCCACUGAACCUGUUCAAGCAGGGAGCUCUGUGACAGCUACCUCUCCCACCCCUGCAUUUGUAAUGAGGCCAUCCAGAGGGACGGACUCCAUAUGUUUUAAUCUUCCGCUGUCUUCAAAUUCCAAAUAUAACUUUUUGGACGUAGAAACGGAUAAACGACGCAGCACAUCGUAUAUAUUUACUGCAAAAAUGGGUCAAAAUUCAGUGGAUGAAGUUAAGGUUGACCGAAAGAUGAAGUGGGGCAGGCCUAGGACGUUGGUUACUGUAAAGAAAAACGAUGGUAAAACAUUCAAACAAGGAAGAGGUGUAGACGUCACAGUCUACGGUAAUGCUGAAGGGGUCGUCACCUAUUUUGUUGAAAUACCCACAAAGUGGACUCAAAACGGAUUGCUAACUGAGCUUAGUAAACUACAAUUCACUAUUACUAAAAAUGGAGAUACCGCAACAAUCUCCAUUAGCAACGGACCACGUGCUUCCCUCGAGUCAGCAACAGCAAGCCAGGUCAUAUACAAUUCCAAAACCAAUGAAAAAUGUUGGUUCAUCAAGGACUUAAAUACAGCAUCGCUCGGCAUAAACGUCGACAGUUUCAUUAUACCUUAAUUAGUUAAAAUAAAUUAGAUCGCAUAUAUAUGUAUAUAUUAUUGUAAACUUACCAAAAUCCUUGGUCUGUCUCUUAAAAUAAAGUGAAUGUCGAUUAAA
Molecule: messenger RNA, 872 nt
Organism: Saccostrea cuccullata (small rock oyster)
Lineage: Eukaryota; Metazoa; Mollusca; Bivalvia; Ostreida; Ostreidae
Exons: 7
Coding region: 15-773 (252 amino acids)
Source: RefSeq, a predicted model, not a curated record